Notodromas monacha is the source of this 2093-nucleotide messenger RNA. The record is from the annotation of a GenBank genome assembly. Lineage: Eukaryota; Metazoa; Arthropoda; Ostracoda; Podocopida; Cyprididae.
AUGUUCUCUUCCGUGGAGUACGCGCCUCUAGGCUACCAGGAACGCGGAAACUACAAGAAACACAAAAAAUGGGUGUGGUACACGGGAGCAGGCAUUCUGGUCGUUGGGAGUUUCAUUGCCGUCGUGUAUCACUUCGCCGGAGAAGACGACACAUCGCUGAAUCUUCGUCGGUUUCGUCAGCAGUUCUUCCCGAAUGCUGCUGUCAGUGCCGAUGCAGCUCCUUGUGCUCGUCAUGGAAAGGAAGUGCUGGAUGAAGGUGGAUCAGCUGUGGAUGCGGUGAUUACAGCACUGUUGUGCAAUGGGUUAUCCAAUGCACAUAGCAUGGGCAUUGGUGGUGGUUUCGUCAUGACCAUCUGGGAUGGCGUGACAAAAACUGCGCAUGCGUUAAUUGCUCGUGAGUGGGCUCCUUUGGCAGCCACUGAGGACAUGUUUGGGGGAAAUGGAACGCUGUCCGUAACAGGAGGCUUAGCUGUUGCUGUACCUGGUGAGAUCAUGGGCUACUGGGAAGCUCACCAGAAGUUCGGCAAGCUGAACUGGACUCGACUCUUCCAACCCGCAAUUCAAAUGUGUGAAGAAGGCAUGGUUGUGCAGAAACCUCUGGCUGAUGCCAUGAAGAGCAAACGCCGAGAAAUCCGUGACGAACCCACAUUACGAGAGAUAUUUUGGAAUGAGGAGACGAACAAUGUGUACGAGUUAGGAGAUACGAUCAAACGCCCGGUUUUGGCUGUCACCUUGAAGAAGAUCGCUCAACAUGGUGCUGAUGAGUUGUACCAGGGAAUCACUGGCGCCAAACUUGUUGAGGACAUACAAAAAUUUGGUGGCAUAAUUUCCAUGGCCGAUUUGAAAGCGUACAAGGCGAAGUGGUACACGCCGUUCUCUGUGAGAAUCAAUUCCUUGAACCUUGAUCUCCAUACAACCCCUGCACCAAGUUCUGGUCCACUCAUGGGCUUUAUCCUGAAUGUGGUGGAAUCGUUCGGCACGCCGAACGAUUCGAAGCCAUUUUCUGAAUGGAAUGCAUCUGACAGAAUCACCACCGCGCAGAGAAUCAUAGAGGCCUUCAAGCACACCUACGGGAAACGGACUUUGAUGGGAGACCCGGAGUUUCUUCAGGACAACGCCUUGUUUCAGGAAAUGCUGAGAAACAUCACGAGUGAAGGGUUUGCGGACUAUGUGAAAGGGCUGAUCAGGGACAACAUGACAUUCUCGGAUCCGGAUUACUAUGGAGCGGAUCUCUACUCACCAGAUGAUCAUGGAACAGCGCAUGUGUCCGUCACGAGUGCCGAUGGCAGUGCUGUGGCUGCGACGAGCACCAUAAACUUGUAUUUCGGAGCAAAGAUAAGGUCACCAUUGACGGGAAUAAUCUUGAACGACGAGAUGGAUGACUUCUCCGCACCAAACAUCACGAAUGCCUUUGGGAUCCCCCCUUCUCCGAAUAAUUUCAUCAAGCCUCAGAAGCGACCUUUAUCUUCCAUGUGUCCAGCAGUUUUCGUGGAUAGAACUACUCAGGAAGUCAGGCUUGUGACCGGGGCUGCAGGAGGAACUAAAAUCACGACUGCUGUAGCGUGGGUUUCAAUGCUGAACUUGAUGUUCAGUGAAACUUUGAUGGAUUCCACGGCGGCUGCGAGGUUUCAUCACCAGCUAUUUCCCAUGGAGAUCACCGCGGAAAAAAAUUUUCCAGAGGAUAUUUUGCUGGGUAUGAGAAUGAUCGGACAUAAGGUGAACGGUUCCGAAGGGUUUGCAAGUGUUGUGAGUAUCGCGAAAACACCUCAAGGUUGGAAUCCUGUGUUUGAUCCGAGGAAAAUUGGAGAAGUUGCCGGGAAUUGAAUGGUCAGCUGUGUUGUCUGGGAUUUCUGUCGUUGAAGAUGGAAACGGAAUUGUUUCAGCUAGAGUCUUGAGAGGCGGGUUGGUUAGGAUUCACUUAGUCAGGAUUUUAUAUUUCAUGGACUGCCGUUUCAGUCGACGGAUAUGUUUUCGAGCUCUGAGUGUGAAUGGAUUUUGUUGGAUGGUUCCUGCGUCCUCUGAGAUAUCGUGGUUUGAUCGGUUUCAAGGAGUGUUCUGCUUGGCUGGAAUAAAAAACUUUGUUUCAUGCCUCA